Paramecium sonneborni is the source of this 725-nucleotide messenger RNA. The record is from the annotation of a GenBank genome assembly. Lineage: Eukaryota; Ciliophora; Oligohymenophorea; Peniculida; Parameciidae.
AUAAAUUCUUAUAAUAUAGAUUUAUGUAACAAAUCAACAAAGUUUCAUAUUUAAAUUAGGUACAAUCAUAACAAUUUGAUGUUGAAUUAAUGUCUGAUGAGGUAGGUUUUACUUUAGAUUAAUUAAUGGAAUUGGCUGGAUAAAGUGUUGCAAAUACAGUAGUUUAAUUAAAUAAAUAAGGUAAUUCUUAUAAUAAAAUUCUGGUGCUAUGUGGACCAGGAAAUAAUGGAGGAGAUGGUAUUGUUUCUGCUCGGCAUUUAAAAUAGUUUGGAUUAUAACCUGAAAUAGUAUUAUUUAAAGAAGUGAAAAAUCCAUAUUUCAAUAGAUUGCUUAAUCAAUGUAAAUACAAUUUAGUUCCAAUUCAUUAUUAAAUUUAAGAUUUUGAAAAAUAUGAUUUAUUGAUUGAUGCAAUCCUUGGAUUUUCAUUUAAACCUCCUCUUAGAGAACCAUUUGAUAAACCUAUUUAUUAAUUUAAGACAACAAAAACUCCAAUUUUAUCUGUAGAUAUUCCAUCUGGUUGGGAUGUUGAAAAAGGAAAUACUUAAGAUCUCUUUAACCCAUAAUAUUUGAUUUCAUUAACUCUUCCUAAACUAGGAGUUAAGAGUUUUAAGGGAAGACAUUUUAUUGGGGGAAGAUUCAUUCCAUUAAAACUUUAAGAAAAAUAUAAUUUUAUUGUACCAUAAUAUUAAGGAAGUGACACUAUUUUAGAAUUAUCGAAUUUAUGA